AUGGCGAGAGCGAACAAGCAGCCGACAUGCACGGCAACGCAAAGUGAUCCGUUUGCUGGUGCAUGGUGCAAGUCGGUGUCGCAGAGAAAACAAGCCACCUAUUUGUUAUCCGCUGCAUACCUACCUAUCGUCGACGCCGGCAAGUCAUCGCGCAUUGCCAGAGCCAGCCGGACAAUCGUUCAACAAGGCGAGUGGACCUCAUCAGUCCCUACAAGCGAGAAAGCGAUGAAGCGGGCUCUACAGUGGCUCGGGGGUGCCAGCACCGCAGGCACCGCAGAGGAGCUACCAGAGGAGCAUCAGCACCAGCCGGCCAAGCAAGCCAAAAAGGCCGCGGAAAGCGAUGCAGCUAUAUCUAGAUUAGCUGGAUGCAGCAGCGACAGACACGGACUACCGGACGGGGAUUCGGAAUCUGGGGAUUCGGAAUCGCAUGGCUGCAGCGACAGCAGCUGCUAUUACGGAGCAAGCUGCGGGAGUACGAGGAAGGCGACUGUUGGCAGAGGCAGAGGCAGAGGCAGAGGCAGAGGUAGAGGCAGAGGUACAGGGAGAGGCAGAGGUACAGGCAGAGGCAGAGGUAAUACAGGCAGAGGCAGAGGCGGCACAUCUCCCCAGGAGGUACCUGUAAGAGUAAGUGGCCUCGAUACGGCCCCUGGAACAGCCCCUGGAACGCCCGCUCCUGGACUCCUCAGCACCUUGUUCCGCGCUGAAGCGGAUACCCAGGCCUUGUUGCAGCAGCCGACAGGCCCUGGACGUGGACGUGGUGGCCGUGGUGGACGUGGUGGACGUGGUGGACGUGGUGGCCGCGGUGGCCGUGGUGCUGCUGCCGGUGCCUCUGCUGCUGACAACUCGUCAACUUCCACCAACUCGCCCAUCUCUCUCCUCUCCACAUCCUCGACUCCCUCACCAUCCUCCCAACCCGCCACCCCCCCCGACUCGCCUUCCCAUUUACAACCUUUUCCCAACUCGUUCGACCUGCCUAUCCGAUCCCAUUAUUUCUCACCCUCGCCUGAGCACGACUCUAAUUUACCCGCCCCUCUCUUCGACUCCUACCCCCGUGACGACGAUAUUCCCUUGGCCGCUUUCAAGCGCCCCGACACAGAUAUGACGACCGGUCCCAUGGGCCGCUCACGGCAGGACUCCUUUGUGAGCACCGGCCCCAAGCCCAUCUCAGUCAACAACCAGAACCGCGACAGCGUCAACCGCAAUCGCAGAGAGUCGCUCGCCGGCAGCCUCAUGGGCGGCGCGAGCUGGGGUGGAAUGUCCUUCGGCAGCUUCGUCCGCGAUGACCUCAUGAUGACAGGCACCUCCCCCGCAGUUGGUAAUGCCGGUGCUCAGCCUUCCUCAUCCUUCCACUCCUCGUCUUAUCUGCCCAAGCUCGAAGCCAACUUCAUGCGCGACUUCACAUGCUGCGGCAAGACCCUUCCUAACCUACACGAUUUGCUCCAUCACUACGAAGAAGCGCAUACCCAGCCCAGCCCCAAUACGGCUCGCAACAAUGCUUUCGGCCAGUUUGGCGCCCAGAUGGGCAUGCAAGGCAGUUCGCAAAUGUCAAGCUCUAGGACUACCCCGACGCCCGUCCCAGGCAACAUGCAAGGCCUUGGCCAGCAGCCUGGCCAGCAACAGGGCGGUCUUGACGUUGUCCAGAUGAAUGCCCUCAACGCCAACAUGCACGAUGACAUGGAUGCCGUCGCAGACAUGGAAAUGGACGAUGCAGUAGGCCCCAUGGAGCUUGAUGACAGCUCGCGAAUGACGCAUACUCGACAGAUGUUCGGCCAGCAACAGCGACCUCAGCUCGACAUGUCGCAUGCCGGCUUCCCUCAGGCCCUGCGCACCUCCCAACCGACUACGCCGGCCGUAGCUAGCUUUGGCUUGCAGAAUAAUCCAACCGUCUCCUCCGUCAAUACUCCCACCCUCACUACCCAGCAGCAACAUCAACUCUCCCAAGGGGGUACGCAUAUGGAUGACAUGGACGAAAUGGAGGGUGAUUUGCCCGGCAUGCCCAUGGGCGGCAACAUGAAUUCGCUUGGCGAUAUGGACUUUUCCAACGGUAACCCUGACGACGAAGACUCGAAUUUCUGCAUCAAUGAUCCUGGCAAGCAUCUGUUCAGCCCCAACGGCGCUUUCCCACCCGGCGGUAACCGCACCAUCCAGGCCCAACUCGCCCAGCUUGGUCUUACCCAGGGCCAGUUUGCCGACCCAGAGACGAACAAAAUAUUGCUCCAGCGCUUGCAGACCAUGAUGAUGCCCGAGGAACACAAGCCGUUCAAGUGUCCAGUGGUAGGCUGCGAAAAGGCCUAUAAGAACCAAAACGGUCUCAAAUAUCACAAAGCCCACGGCCAUCAGACUCAACAGCUACACGAGAACGGAGACGGUACAUUUUCCAUCGUGAAUCCCGAAACUAGUGCGCCAUAUCCCGGAACUCUUGGUAUGGAGAAAGAGAAGCCUUUCAACUGCGACACUUGCGGCAAGCGGUACAAGAACCUCAACGGUCUCAAAUACCACAAGGCGCAUUCGCUGCCCUGCAACCCCGAAUUCAAAAUGCAGGCCAUGGCUGCUGGGCUGAACUUGCCUGGAAUUACUGAAGAUGUCCCCCCUUCGUGA
Molecule: messenger RNA, 2598 nt
Organism: Cordyceps militaris CM01
Lineage: Eukaryota; Fungi; Ascomycota; Sordariomycetes; Hypocreales; Cordycipitaceae
Product: C2H2 transcription factor (Sfp1), putative
Exons: 6
Coding region: 1-2598 (865 amino acids)
Cellular component (GO): nucleus
Source: RefSeq, a predicted model, not a curated record